Maniola jurtina (meadow brown) is the source of this 768-nucleotide messenger RNA. Its product is annotated as histidine-rich glycoprotein-like. The record is from RefSeq and is a predicted model, not a curated record. Bases 1 to 726 code for a protein of 241 amino acids. The transcript has a single exon. Lineage: Eukaryota; Metazoa; Arthropoda; Insecta; Lepidoptera; Nymphalidae.
AUGAAGUUGAUUGUUGUAGCAGUAGGAUUAUGCUGUCUUGUGGCGGUAUAUGGACGAGAACUUGCCGAAGAUGAAAAAGAUCUCGUAGCAGCCGCUACAAAGGGGCACCACCAUGAAGAGGGUGGUGGCAAGGAACACCAUCACCAUCACCAUCACGACCAUGGCGAAAAAGGACACAAAGGCCACAAAGGCCACCACCAUCAUCACAAAGGUGAUCACGGUGAACACGGCAAACAUCACCACGACGAACAUCAUCACGAACACGGCGGCCAUCACAAGAAGCACUGGGACGAGCACGACCACCACGGCGACCACCACGAAGCCGGCCAUCAUCACAAAGGAGACAAACAUGGCCACCACAAACACCACGACAAAGGAGAGAAAACCGACGGCUACCACAAGAAAUACCACAAGGAUCACUUCCAUAAAGACCACCACUUCUACGAUGACCAUCACGAUGAAGGCAAGCACCACAAACAUGGACACCACGAAGGACACCACGAUAAACACGGAGAACACCACAAGAAGGGAGGACACCAUGAUCAUGGUCAUCACGAACAUCAUCACGGUAAAGAAGGCCAUCAUGACAAGCAUCAUCAUGAUGAGAAGCAUCACGGCCACAAGGGUCAUCAUGGGCAUGAUGAGCAUCAUCACGGCCAUCACGAUCAUGGCAAGAAGGGUGGCCACAAGGACCAUAAGGAAUGGGGCCAUCACAGCAAGCACUGAUCUCUAUUUCAACUGUGAUAUUAUUUGUAAGAAUUUAAUCAA